AUGGCGCAUAUCGCUGCGGUAGCACUGUGCAGCUUAGCGGCGACGGAGACGCUUGCGCAGGAUGUCAAUCAACUCGUAUUCGGUGGCGCGACAGCGUCGACUCUUGCAGAGCAGGCCUCCUCGCCUUCUCUUGUACCCGUCAAGAUAGGCCUGAUGUCGAGAUGUCCGGACUUCAUCUCAUUCGCUGCUCAAUUUUCCCGCGCCUUGCCCAAAGUGUGGUCGCUGAUCGACCUUCAGUACGCAUACAUCGGCACUCGCAAUCAUUCUUCACCGUACGGCGCUUCUUGCAAACACGGCGACAUUGAAUGCGCAGGCAAUGUGCAGGAGCUGUGCGUCAACGAUCAUCUCAGGUCAAACAAGAAGAUUUCAUCUGUUGAAGCGCAGCGAACCACGUGGGACUUCAUCGAGUGCCUCAACUACGGCGGCAUCGCAGACAUUGGAAAGGAGGAUGCUGCACGCAACUGCCUAUCUGCCGUUCAUGGCCCACGAUGGGAGGACGAUGGUAUCAAGCGCUGCGCCGAAGGGAAGUUGGGUCGCAAGCUUCUCGCCAAGAGUCUCCAAGAUGCUCACAAAUCUGACAUUGUCAACUCGGCGACCCUGCAGAUUGAUGGCAACACCAUCUGUGUCAGGGACGGCGGCGAGUGGAAGCAAUGCACAGGAGGUCACGAACCCACCGACUGGGUGCGAGCAAUCGAAGACGCGUAUCGUGCACGUAAUCCUUUU
Messenger RNA from Ceraceosorus guamensis, 723 nucleotides. RefSeq lists its product as hypothetical. Gene Ontology annotation, molecular function: oxidoreductase activity, acting on a sulfur group of donors, disulfide as acceptor. The record is from RefSeq and is a predicted model, not a curated record. The transcript has 2 exons. Lineage: Eukaryota; Fungi; Basidiomycota; Exobasidiomycetes; Ceraceosorales; Ceraceosoraceae. The annotation marks the transcript as partial.